Akanthomyces muscarius is the source of this 1809-nucleotide messenger RNA. RefSeq lists its product as uncharacterized. The transcript has a single exon. Bases 1 to 1809 code for a protein of 602 amino acids. Lineage: Eukaryota; Fungi; Ascomycota; Sordariomycetes; Hypocreales; Cordycipitaceae. The record is from RefSeq and is a predicted model, not a curated record. Gene Ontology annotation, molecular function: copper ion binding; dopamine beta-monooxygenase activity.
AUGCUUGCUCAUCAAUUCUUACGUAGUAUCUCCUUACUACUAUGCCCUCAUUUUCUUCUUCUAGCCUCAAUCCUGUUCGCGUCUCCAGCUGUCAAUGCUGCUGAUGCUCCUGACUGGAUUCCUUUCGACCAUGCGCAGUUUGACAACAACGCCGCCCUCGAUGAAAAGGGAGAAGUGCAGCUCUUUUGGAAGGUAGGAGACGUGUACUCUACAUACGGAAUCGCUUCGCGAUCAAAAGGCUAUCUGGCCCUCGGUUUUAGUGAAACCGGCGCCAUGACCGGCGCAGAUAUCGCUUUAGGUCGGAGGGACGAGAACGGACAUUUUGUAUUGCAAAACCGCCAUGCCGGCGGGUUCUCUACUCCCCGGCUUUCCAAAGAACAAGGGAACAAUAUUCGCCUGAAGCAAGGUAAUCAGACGGAUGAGGCUACAUGGUUCGUUUUCGAAAAGAAAAAUUCGGCCGAUUGUUUGGAAGAGCAAGCAAACGUCCAUACCGACUCGUGGCAGUGGUUCAUUUACGCCUUUUCCAGCGAUAAUACUUUCGAAAGGCACCAGCCUGGUCAUAACGGCAAGCAAUACGUGAAGCUUGGUACCGGCAAGACGACCUUUCGCAACGAGGUUCUCGCGGUACCGAACUCUAAGAAUGUCACUUUCACUCAGCCAGAAAUCACUAUUCCCAAACAGGAGACGACUUACUGCUACACUCUGCACAAGCUUCCCGAGGGCAAGAAAAACUUUAUUCUUGCUGAAGCGCCAGGGCUCAUCUCCAGUCCCCUGGUUCAUCACAUCGUUCUUUAUUCUUGCUAUGACCUCCCUGACAAGGUCAAAUCCAUGGUUGGCCAGGAGCCCAACUGCGACUACAAAAACUUCAACAAUCCAUGCACCUCUUUUGUCGCAGGAUGGGCCCCUGGCAUGUCUGGAAGAACUCUCGAGCCAGGCUAUGGCAAGCCGUUUGGUGCUGACAGCUUCGAGUAUGUCAUGUUUGAAACCCACUACAACAAUCCCGACGCACUGGAGGGCGAGAAGGGCAGUGCCGAAUUCACCUUUACAUAUAAUGACAAGCAGGUCGACACGGAGGUCGGAACGAUGACGCUGGGCGACCUGCAGCUGAGCGGUUUGACUCUCGAACCGGGCAAAAAGGUCGUCUCUCAUUCCACGGUGUGCUCACCCGAAUGUACGAAGAAGUGGCCCGCUGAAGGCCUCACGGCCAUAGCGGUUGUCCACCACAUGCACUUUCGUGGUCGCAAUACGCGUGUGCAAAUCAUUCGAGACGGCAUGGAGUUGCCUCCCCUUUCGACUCUUCACGACUAUGAGUACAACUAUCAGUACGCCAAGAGUCUAAACGAGGUUCAACUGUUACCUGGUGACCGACUCAUCACGACUUGCGAGUUUGAUACAUCCAAAGAUACCCAGCCGGUGAAGGGCGGCCUUGCCAGCAAGAACGAAAUGUGUUUCGCAUGGGUCGAAUACUAUCCCGCCAACAACAUUUUGACCUGCACCCAGGUCAACCUGGGCAAGGGACCCAACACGACGGUGGGAGCUUGUUUCGAGGCUGGCAACUCGACUCCUGACCUGUCUCCACCAGCGUUCCUUACUGCGCCAUACCAGCAGCUUGCUGCUGCCGGGAAUAGUUGCGACGUUUCCACCAGUGCAGAUAGCGAGAUAGCAUCCGGCACCGGCUCUGCCGCGGCGGCCUCGACAACUGAAUCGGGUGGCACGGCGACUUUGAACCCACUCUUGUCUUUUUAUCCUGCCAUUUUCAGUACUUCACUUUUUGUCUUCAUGGCGGUUCCAGAGAUGUGGGUUUUCUGA